Pelagomonas calceolata is the source of this 1143-nucleotide messenger RNA. Lineage: Eukaryota; Pelagophyceae; Pelagomonadales; Pelagomonadaceae. The record is from the annotation of a GenBank genome assembly.
GUUCGUUGGUAGGUCGGGGCAGCCUAAAAAGCGUCCAAGAUGCUCGUCAAGGCCAGCGUGGCCCGGUCCCCGAACCAGCUCGCGCAGCACGUGCGCCAGAAGGUGCUCGUGGCCGCGGUAGCUAGGGGCGUGCCGACCAUCAAUGACCUCUUAAAAAGGGCCGACGAGGACAAGUCCGGUGCUCUAUCUUAUAAAGAAUUCUACACCACUCUGAGAAAAUUACUACAAUUAACAGCAGCGGCGGUGACCGACGACGCGGUGCGCCAGACCUUCAAGGUCAUCGACAAAACGGGCGACGGCGCGCUGUCGCGCGAGGAAUUUGCCACCUUCCUACGGGGCAAGAACACGUCGGACGAUGCUCAGUUAGUGGACUGCCUCGACGCGAAGAACAAGCUCGCGGCGCGCCAGGCGGCACUACGGAGAGAAGCGCGCCUGAAAUUGCUGCGGAAACGACUACGCAAGGCCGUGCAGCUCCACGGCUCCUUCUUCGAGAACCACAGCGUGGAAUGGUCCCUGGACGAGUUCUUGGACGUAGUACGCAACACGCUAGCAUUAGGCGCGCACGCCAUCACGGACGCCGACGUCGAGAUGGUGUUUCGCGAGCUGAGCGACGGCGACGCGCUCCACCCCGACGCCGUCGCGCGCUUCGUCAACCCCGAGAAACCAACGACGGAGAAGGAGAACGCCGCACCUCCAACACCAGCCCCGGACGCGCCGUCGCGCCUCGACGCGCUCUCGCGGCCGAAGCGCGUCCACGACAAGCCGCCUCCAUCGGAAGACGCGACGCCCUGGAAGGCCACGUCCAUCACGUCGCCGAUCCCGCCGCUGCCCCCCUCGCCGCGGACGCCCGGCGGGACGCGGCGGUCGCGGCCACCGGCGUCGCCGGGCGGACGGGCAGACGCGCUACUCGGCGCGCGCGACGCGCUGGGUCGCGCCGCCGAGGCGCUCGCCGCGAGCGACACGGCCGCCGAGGACGACCCCGCAGAAUUAGCGGUCGCCGUCGAGCAGCUGCGCCAGCUCUGCGUCCGCGUCGCCGCCGCGGCCGACGGCGUCGCGACGCUCGCCGCGACGAUCAAGCGGAAGCGGGGCGCGCAGAGCCUGGCGAAGUCCGUGUCCUUCUCCGACGACGUCGUGACGCCCUAA